AUGGGUACUGGCGGAAGGCUCGUCAGGUGUUCUGGUCUUAUUCUGUCGAGACCGGGUGCCGUACGAUUUCUUACUGACAUGAUAGCAUGUCGUAUUUCGGACGGAAGAACCUCUGGAAUGACAUGUCCGUCUUCCCGUCAUGGUGAGGAGGCAAGUGGACAUGGCUGUCGAAAAAUCAGAGUAAAAGUCGUGGAUGAUUUCCUCCAUCCCCGUUCUCGAUGCAAUGGCUGUUUCCUUUGGGUUCCGGAGAGCAGUUAUCCUCGUCCUGCGACUGGCGAAGUCUCGACGGGCAUAGCGGAUGCUUUUUCCCGCCUCUGCAUCUUCAGCCAGCACUUCUGCUCUUCUCUCUAUAAGGUCUUCCUUCAUCGCCUCUCUGCAAAGCUUCGCGAGCACGGACGUGAGUUCUUAGUUCCCUGCGGUUCGUGCUGCUCCACGCUGGCGUAUCAGCUCAAGACUUUCAAGAGACAGGCGUCUCUUGGAGGAUUUAGAACUCUCAGCCUUCUUCGCGAAGUCGUGAAGGUGAUCAACGAGCCGGUCAUCGAUGCUGUCCAUUGA
Molecule: messenger RNA, 555 nt
Organism: Necator americanus (New World hookworm)
Lineage: Eukaryota; Metazoa; Nematoda; Chromadorea; Rhabditida; Ancylostomatidae
Exons: 1
Coding region: 1-555 (184 amino acids)
Source: RefSeq, a predicted model, not a curated record